Molecule: messenger RNA, 4743 nt
Organism: Sus scrofa (pig)
Lineage: Eukaryota; Metazoa; Chordata; Mammalia; Artiodactyla; Suidae
Gene: CFAP97
Product: cilia and flagella associated protein 97
Biological process (GO): spermatogenesis
Source: RefSeq, a predicted model, not a curated record
AGCUCCGGCCGCCUCGGCGCGAGGAGGAGGCUGCGGGAGCGCGUGCGCGUGCGCGAAGCCGGAACGCCGCGGCGGCGCGGGGCGGCUGCCAUGGCCGCGGCGUCCAGAUAUAUGUUUGCCAUCAUGGAUCGGUUUGGAGAUAUAUCAGAAGGUGAAGUGGACCAUUCUUUCUUUGACAGUGACUUUGAAGAGGCAAAGAAAUGUGAAAGUAACUCAGUUUUUGACAAGCAAAAUGAUGACCCUAAAGAGGAGAUAGAUAAGGAUACAGAAAAUGAAGACUUAAGAGUUGGAAUGCAGAGAAGGAAAAGUGAUCUUGAGAAGGGAACAGAAAGAAACGAGACAAUUCCUACAGAACAGCACCCUGUAGAAAAUGAUAAUAUGCAAACUACAAAUUCUUUGUCAUUGACCACUUCUUCAAGAUCGAAAUUGUGUGAUGCUCCAAUAGAACAUAAAAUCCACAUGCCCAUUCCAAGUAGCAUUCCCCAAGUUGUUAAAGAAGAUGAACAUGAUUACUAUACAGAUGGGGAGGAAAGCAGUGAUGAUGAGAAAAAGCCUCAUGUCAGGUCCAGGUCAGUUAAACCAUCUCAUAACUUUAAAAAAAGUAUAAGUAAAAGGUAUUCUAAAAGAAGUUCCUGUUCCUCUUUGUCCUCCUCGUCUUCAAGUUCAGACUCUUCAGACACUGGGUCUGAUGUCUGUAUAUCUGAUUCAUCUCCAUCAUUAAAGAAGCGUGAAUCUGGUGUAACCCCCUUGUCAGCCAAACAGAAAUACAGACCAGCAGAAAAAUCGGCAGGAGCACAACCUUCUAGCACUAAACCAAAAGUUGGUGACUACACCGAGGAAUCUGAAGACACUGUGACAGAUGUCACUCCUUUAUCAACUCCAGACAUUAGCCCUGUUCAGUCUUUUGAACUGGGGGCAUCAAGCAAUCAAAAAGUGAAAGUUAAAAGGCAAGAAAACGUGGGUCAGGAAGUAUAUGAAAAUGUUGAGGAUUUUAAAGAUAAUUCAAAAUCUUUGAAAUCAGUCAAAAAAGGAAAAGAAAAACAGGAGCCCAGUUUCACCUCAAAGUCAUCAGUGUUAGAUUCCAAUUUAGACCACAGAUAUAAACAAAAAGCCAUACAUGACACAAUGGACCUGAAUCAUCUUUUAAAAGCUUUUCUGCAAUUAGAUAAAAAGGGACCACAAAAACAUCACUUUGAUCAGCCUUCAGUAGCACAGAAAAACUACUCUUUCUCAAGAGAGGAGGUUAGACAGAUUGAUCGGGAGAAUCAGAGGCUUUUGAAAGAACUGUCAAGACAGGCUGAAAAACCAGGAAGCAGAAGUACGAUUCCAAGAAGAUCGACUUCCCCCCCUAAGUUAUAUCACAGUGCUCUCAACAGACAGAGGGAACAACAAAGGAUUGAAAGAGAAAAUUUGGCUUUAUUGAAAAGGCUUGAAGCUGUGAAACCAACAGUUGGUAUGAAACGCUCAGAACAGCUGAUGGACUAUCACCGCAACAUGGGCUACCUCAGCUCUUCCCCCGCCUCUAGACGUGUGAGGUCCACUCUUGGCCAAUACAGCCCAUUAAGAGAUGCUUCCAGGACAUCCAGUGCUACCAGUGGUCUCAGUUGUAAGAGUGAGCGAUCAGCUUUUGACACAUCCAGCGGCCAUUUGCUAAGACCUAAGCCCCCUAAUGUCCGUACAGCUUGGUUAUAAAACUCUUUUUACUUUAAACAUUGUUCAUCCAAUUCUUACUGAAGUGCUCUUGCAUAUUACCAUAAUUCUCUGUGUAAAAAUCUAUAAUACUGUUUUCAGCAAUUUAAAGUGUAUAACAAUGACUCGUAAUUUAUUGUAAUUCAAUGCAACAUUGCUUUCAGAAAGACAAUUUAAUAUAAAAUCAGUGUUUCCUGUGAGAAGGUGUUUAUAUAUGGAGACAUGUAUUUCAUAGAGAAAUGGUAGCAUGCAUGUGUAUUUUCUCAACAUAGAAACAGGUUCAGCUGUCAGACAGGCAAAAGAGUUGUGACAGUAUCAUUCCACGUUGGACCUGAGGUGUUAGCUAUAUAGGUCUUGUUUAAUGUGUUUUUUUGUUUUUUUGUUUUCAUUUCUUGUAAGCUUUAUACCAUGGGCAUAGCUCCUGACUUUGUUUCCUGUUUGCUUCAGAACUUGGGUGGUGUGACUUAUAACUUCAUUGUAAGAUAGUUACACUUGCAUAUAAUGAAACAAAUCUUGAAAUUUGUUUUCAUUGGUGGAGCUCAUUUAGAUUUGAUGAGCAAAUUGAGAGAAGCUUGGCUUGGAGCAUCCUUGUGAUUCACCAGAGGUCUCUACUACUCCUCUAGUGCACCGAGUUAGAUCUUAAACCCUUUAUCACCCAUUCCAAACCAUUUCUAACUGUAUUAGAAAGUUCACCUUAGAAGCUCCUCUUUCAUGUUUUUUAUACAUUCGGGGGAAGUACUGUUAAUAAUUCUGAGGAAUUAGGUUUCUUUAGAGCUACAGUCUACUGCAUUGUGAAUAGCUUGUUCAAAGACCAACUCAUCAUAAGCGGAAGCAAGUAUUUGUUGAAUUAGCAAAAUAGCACCACCAGUUUGAAGAGCCAAGAAGCAAAUCUUGAGUUGUUAGAACAGUGUUUGAGUGAUGCUGUAAACAGAUUGUGUUAAAUUUGGUGUUUCUUGUUUUAAGUGAGAAGAAAAAUGAGGAAAGACAUGCAUUGUCUCAUAGCUUUAAAAAAUCCAGCUAGUGUUUUUAAGGGCUGAAAAAGAAAACUAAAAUAUGAACAAUAAAGGGGAAAAAAAUCACCAAUUUGUUGAGGCUGCUUUAAAUGUCAGCUAAUUUUCUUCCUUUGUUUUGGUUUGGUCUUUUGGGUUGAAUCCUGGAAGUAUCAUUUUUGCCAGUCCUACUUUUGAAGUCCUGGUGAUCUUAAUGUAAUUAGUAAUAGCAAAUAGGGUAUAAUAUAGUUGACUUUUAAAAUUAGAAUAUUUUUCUGUCAAUCUCUAGGCUAUUACAUUGUGUAAGGAAGUAUAUCUUGGUCAUGUAGCUUCUGCUGUCCAAGUUAUCACUGUUUUCACUAUUGGCCUUUUCUGUAUACCUUAGAAUGUGUUAGAAAGUUUCUAUAUUAAAUGCCAACUCUUUCCCUUUUUUAGUGUGAAUUUUGGAUCUGUAGCCCAAUAAGAUUUGUUGGUUUUCCAAGUUAACUCAAGCUCUGUUGCCUGUACACUGAACUUAUGUUUCCUAACACCUUUGUUAGUAAGCCAAACUGCAUUUUACUAAAAACUGAUUCAGAAUUUCUUGUUCGUAGUUUGUAUUGACAAACUUUGCUUAGGACAGGGCAUGUGAAGCCUGAAAAGGAUGAGGUUAAAAAAUCCAUGUGAACAUGGCCUGACUGAAAUUUUUCUGCUGCUUUCUUUGAGCUAUAAUGUUUGUUCAUUGUUAUUUGAUAUUCUGUGCUGGUGAACAGAUUUUUACAUUACUUACUGUUCUGCUUUAUAUUAUAAACUUAAUACUAAACCAAGGUUUUGUUUUGUUAUUGCAACUUUUAAUGUUUGCAUAACAACCUAUAACAACCUAUCUUUAAGGAGUGAUAAGAGUAGGUUCAGCAUUUGAAUAUUUGCCUAAUAGUGAACCGGUUUUUAAAAAUUGAUUUUUAAGUUGUUAGGGAAAAAAAAUUUAUGAAACCUUUUAUGUAAUAGUGUUAGGCUCUGAGUACAUCUUAUAUGGUCUUUGCUGCCAUAUGUCAUGAUACAGUUAUAAUUUUAUUGAUAAAACUGUCAUUUUAUUUUAUUUUUGAUCUUUAAAAAUCUUUUCUUAGUAUUUUGAUUUUAGAUAUUAAUUUAAUACCUUUUAUUUUUACUACUUUGACAGGGGAGGUUCGUCUAAGUAUUACUGAUAACAGGGAUUCAACUUGAAGUAAAAGUCAGGAAGAGCAAUAAUCACAUCUUUUCAAAGUGGAAUAUACAAUUCUGUUGUCAUGAUUAGUUUAUACGAUAACUAUAAAUAGAGGGAUAAGAGUUGAAAAUGUGAUAUUCCCUGAUAUAAGUCAUGGUACUUUGAAGUUGUAUGGUUUAAGGGGUAUUUUUAUGAAGGAGUCAUAAGUAUACUAUUUUUCAUUUUCAAGAACAUAAAAAAGUGAAGGAUCAUCUAGCACUACUUUAUAUUUGGUUCACUUAUACCUAAAAAUAUAUUUUGAAGAUUUACACAUGCAGUUAGAAAUUAUAUUAAUCCAGGGCCUGAAAUUAUUAGGCAAGGUUCUUCUUGAGAGUUAUUUUCAUAUCUGUCAAGUGUUAAACUAAUGUUGCAUCCUUUUUAAUAAGAUUCUAUGAAAGAUUUUGAGCUAUUAAAGUUAUUUCCUAAAGGAUAGCAACUAUGUAGUACUUACCCUCUUUUUUCAAUCUCCAUAAAAAGCUGCGUUCUUAGCUAUUACUCCAAAUAAAAUUUUUCUUGUUUGCUAAUCACUAUAGUAUAACACAGUUGUUUUCAGCCUGUUAACCCAAAUGUCCAAAAUGGAGAUCUCAGUAGUUUUAAAAAGAGGCCAUUGGGAUGGAUAUGUUUCACCUUCAAAAUCAAAUACUGAACACUAUGAAAAGUGUUAUGACCAGUAUACAGUUGGAGACACAAGUUUGAGUUACACAAUUUUAAUAAUUAAAUUCAUAAAAUGUUUAAUAUCUUAAAUGCCAAAGUCUUAACCUAUAAAUGAUUGUAAACUAUCCUAGAAGAUAUGUUUAGUUCUCAUGGCUAUGUUAUUUCUAUGAAUAAAAAUAGUAAGAAAUUUAAAAA